AAAAAGUGUGCCGUGACCUCGAACAAGGUCCCGUUAUCCAAGCCGAAGCCUUGGACGCGAUCGUCCUCAGUCUUGACUCGGAAGUCGAGCAAAGAUGAUACUGCUGCUCGCUUGUCUCAGUCUGCUGGUCGGCCCCGGUGAACUGGGCAACCUGUACAAUGGCCAUCCUAGCGGUGUCACCGCGAUUUUCGGGAUCGGUGUGCUGCCCCUCGGAUUCGCAGCCGGACCCAGAUACGUUCCGAAAUGGAAGAAGCAAGCCUGUGAGAUACCAGCCUCUCAACAUCCAAACUCGCACUACGUUUGCGACGAGGCCGGAGAAGUGAAGUGUUUGCCAGGAUGGACCGGCGAUUUGUGCGACGUGCCGAUCUGUCGGAAGGGGUGCGAUCCUCUUCAGGGUUACUGCCGUCGACCCAACGAAUGUCGCUGCAAAUUGGGCUUUUACGGCGAGCUCUGCGACAAGUGCGUGGCACUGCCGGGAUGUCAGCACGGCAGCUGUAACGUGAGCUUCGAAUGCUCCUGCGAUCCUGGAUGGAAGGGCAUGUUCUGUUCGGAGCCGAUCUGCGCCUCCGAUUGUUUGGCCAGCCAAGGAUACUGCGAAAAACCGGGGGAAUGCAGAUGUCGAUUGGGUUGGCAGGGACCAAAGUGCAAACAAUGCGCCGUUUUGCCAGGUUGCGUGCACGGAACGUGCCAGGGUCCGCUGGAAUGUCGCUGCGAGCCAGGCUGGACUGGACUUCUCUGUCAAACGCCGAUUUGCUCGCAAGGAUGCAGCCGAGAAUACGGCGGUUGUCGUCGUCCGGGGACGUGUAGGUGUCGCGUGGGUUGGACAGGUCCGAACUGCACCGAAUGCGUCCCUUAUCCCGGUUGCGUUCACGGGUCCUGCAAACGGCCGUGGGAGUGCCGAUGCGAGCCCGGAUGGGCGGGCGAUCUCUGCAACGAGAAACUCAUCUACUGCGACGAGCAUCCAGCCAUCUGUCGCAACAACGCCACUUGCGUCAGCAUGACCAAAGAGGACGGCGAUUACAGAUGUAUCUGUCCUCUCGGCUACAUGGGUCGUCAGUGUCAGAUCAAAACGAUGGUGCCGCCGACCGAGUUGACACCACCGAUGCCGGACCAACACCUCGACGACGAGGUUUCAGAGGCGAAACCUCAGAUGAUUCAAACGACAAACGCAGAAAUAAUCGAGAAGCCCGUAGAGAGUGUAGACGAGAAGGACAAGGGAGACAAAAAUAGGAUAAGAAACGAGGAACAAACGGCCGAACCGAUUGGGCCGAUCGUUAUCACGGAUCCACCGUCGACCAUCGAUCCUGCUGCUACCGUAGGAAAAUGGCCAACCGAGCCACCUACGGAAUCGUCCGUCACGCAAACGGACGAUGAAAACGAGACGUGAGAGAAAAGGGAAAGGAUUUUAAUUUCUGCGAAUUAUCGCGUUAUAUUAUACUCUUUCGUUGUUAUUUAUCCGAGUAUUUAAUUUAUUUAUUUUAAAGCUAAAGUCGACUUAUUUUAAUUGUACUCAUGUCACGACAGAUUGUUGCACAGAUAAAUUAUAAAUCGUAGUGUGUUAGAAGA
Messenger RNA from Frieseomelitta varia, 1566 nucleotides. Its product is annotated as delta-like protein A. The transcript has 7 exons. Bases 95 to 1387 code for a protein of 430 amino acids. Gene Ontology annotation, biological process: cell communication. Gene Ontology annotation, cellular component: membrane. NCBI's taxonomy places the organism in Eukaryota, Metazoa, Arthropoda, Insecta, Hymenoptera, Apidae. The record is from RefSeq and is a predicted model, not a curated record.